AAACAAAUAUCAACGAUAUUUUUACACCCUCGUCUUUCUCACGUUCUCCGUUUCUCACUCUUUCAGACAACAGGCACCAAACCAGUGAAGAAAAAAAAAUGUCGUACUACUCACGAGGACAGGAUGACCAAGUCGACGAUUACGAUGAGUACGAUCCCACCCCAUACGGUGGCGGUUACGACAUUGCUUUAACUUAUGGUCGGCCAAUCCCACCGUCCGAUGAUACCUGCCAUCCAAUCAGCUCUUCCUCACCGUCCGACGAGAUCGACUACGAUCGUCCCAAUUACUCCUCACAUUCUGAGCCGUCUCCUUACGCUGAUGAAGCUCUUGAAACAGAGUACAGCAGCUACUCCCGUCCCAAGCCUCGACCUGGAUCCAGUUAUGGUGGGCCUCAACCGGCUUAUGGGUCUGCUGGGUAUGAGAAGCCGGUUAGUGAGGAGCAUGGCUCUAGCUAUGAGUCUGCUGGGUAUGGCAAGCCUCAUAGUGAGGAAUAUGGGUCUGGUGGCUAUGAGAAACCUAGCGAUUAUGGAUCCGGGUAUGAGAGGAGACCCGAGUACGAAGAUGGAUCUGGCUAUGAGAAGCCGAGCAAGCAUGGGUCUGGUUAUGGGCGUAAACAAGAAUCGGAUUACGGGUCUGGCUAUGAGAGACCUCAGAGUGAGGAAUAUGGAUCUGGGUAUAGCAGGAGACCCGAAUCUGAAUAUGGUUCUGGAUAUGAGAAGCCAAGUGAGUACAGUUCGGGUUAUGGGAGGAAUCCCGAAUCUGAAUACGGGUCUGGGUACGAGAAGUCCAGCGAACAUGAAGAGAGGACUGAGACGGGGUACGGAUCCGGGCAUGGGAGGAGGCCAGGGUCCGAAUAUGAAGAAGAUGGGUCGGAUCAUGUGUCUGGGUAUGGCAGGAAGCAGAGUUACGAGGAAGAGGGAGAAGGGUAUGGAGGAAGGAGCCAACAUGAGAAGCCAAGUAGUGGAGAUGAUUCACCUAAGAGGGUUAGCUAUGAAGGAGCCAACAUGAGGAGGCCAGGGUCCGAAUAUGAAGAAGGUGGGUCGGAGCAUGUGUCUGGGUAUGGCAGGAAGCAGAGUUACGAGGAAGAGGGAGAAGGGUAUGGAGGAAGGAGCCAACAUGAGAAGCCAAGUAGUGGAGAUGAUUCACCUAAGAGGGUUAGCUAUGAAGGAGCCAACAUGAGGAGGCCAGGGUCCGAAUAUGAAGAAGGUGGGUCGGAGCAUGUGUCUGGGUAUGGCAGGAAGCAGAGUUACGAGGAAGAGGGAGAAGGGUAUGGAGGAAGGAGCCAACAUGAGAAGCCAAGUAGUGGAGAUGAUUCACCUAAGAGGGUUAGCCAUGAAGGAGGAGAUUAUGAGAGGCCUUCUUAUGGGAGUCGCCGCAGUGAUGACGACGACGAGGAUCGUAAUAAGUAUCGUGAUGGUGAUGAAGAGGGCUAUGGACGCGGGAAAUAUGGAGAUAACAAUUCUGAUGAUGACGGGGAGAAGCAUCACCGCCGCCAGAGCUAUGAUGAUGAGUGAUCAAUGGACUGUAAAAUGGGAUUCAUGGCACUAUUAGCUGCUACUAAAUAAAGGGGUGAUACCAUGUUUCCUUCUGAGGGUACUUUUGUUGAGUGUUAUGCCACUCUGUAUGUGUGCAAUCUGUUUUACUUCUGAAUAGAAUCCCAAACUUAUGGGUUUGGUGUGUUCUUCACACUAGCUUAUGAUAACAAAAAUUAUGUGGUGUCAUUUUAAUCUUUCUCUA
Molecule: messenger RNA, 1737 nt
Organism: Populus nigra (black poplar)
Lineage: Eukaryota; Viridiplantae; Streptophyta; Magnoliopsida; Malpighiales; Salicaceae
Exons: 2
Coding region: 99-1514 (471 amino acids)
Molecular function (GO): phosphatidic acid binding
Source: RefSeq, a predicted model, not a curated record